UCUAACAGAAACACAAGUCUGAUCGUUUUGUUCCCGUUCUCCUGAAAUUUUUCCUCAUCCAGGAAUUUUCAGUAUUGUUAAUCGGGGUAUGUCGAUGCCUUUUUCUGCUUUCUUCAUGACGGUUAAGUUGCCGUAACGUUUACGUCGAACGGGAGAAAUUUGGUUACUGCAGUCCAGAAAAAUUCGGCGCCGUCACCUGAGUCUCUGUUCGAUGCUUACUGAGUUACCAUGUUAUAACUGAGACGCGAAUGCGAGCGCCGUAUUUUUUUCGUUUUUGCGUUGUUUUUCUGAUUGAUGAAUUUUCCCUCAUCCGCAGUAGUUCCAUCAUGGAGCCACCACAUUCCUCAGAAUCUUGGGACGUUUCCGCGACGGAGCCCAGCCUCCCCCCGGCCGCCCCCAACGACCCCCCGCACCCCUACCUGCGCCGCGUCUACCACCCCACGGAUCCCGCCCUCCAGGCUGAACUCCUAGCCAUCUCGCAGCUGCCGCCCGUCCUGCAGACGGCCCGCGCCUUCUUGGCCACCUACUGCAGUCCGCCCUCGCUGCGCUUCUUCCUUCUGCGCCGUCUGCCGGUCAUUCAGGGGGUGCCCAUCAGCGACCGCCUGCUGACGGAGAACAAUCCGGGCGGCGGCUUCCUGCCGGAGUAUCCCGAGUUGUUCAUCGUGGUGGAUGAGCCCGAGAGUUUCCUGGUGGAGGAGAUGGAGAAGUACCUGAGCGGACAGUCGCGGGUGGGCCUGGCCUUCGUCUGGUUGGAUGUUAAGGGCGUCACACCGGUGUGCGCGAUUGUGUCCAGCGAGAACUUGACGGUGGUGUUCGAUGCGACGCGCUUAUCGCUGACCCGCCUGCUGCUGUUUCUGCGCCAGCUCCUGCAGAAUCCGGAGGUCGUCAAGGUGGUCAACGGUUGGCCGGCACAGCUGCGUGGUCUGGAGCAUUUCUACACCGUCCGCCCGCGGAAUGUCCACGAUGUCAGCGUGGUGGAGGCCGCCUGGGACGGCGGGCAGCGGCGCGGCAUGUACAGCAUGACCGCCUUCCAGGCGCGCUACCGCAACGGCAGCCGGUGGUUUCAGCGCGGUGGCGAGCAGUUCUUCGCGGCGCCGCUGCAGCUGCAGGUGCCGGGAAAACGGGGUAUCGCCGAGUGGAGCGAGGCCCAGUUUGAAGCCCUGUUAAAACAGGUGAUCUUUCUGCAGCUGGUGCGGAAACUGCAGAUCCAGCGCAGCCUGACGAGAGCCAUCCGCUGUAUGGAGAUCGCGCUGCGAGACGUAUACAAAUCGCGGGAGUGGGAGGUGGACACCGCGAAGGACGACUGGCAGGACGACCCGGAGAGCAACACGGUGCACGUCAGCAAGAACGACACCGCCGCCCUCCCGGCCAUCUUCCUCAAUAAGGACGCCGCCGAGUCCAGCAGCAGUGAACGGGACGCCGCUACGGACGACGAUGAUGCCGAUGAACCGGAGUCGGAAAGCGAAUUUUACUACUAACCGAAUUCUUGCCUUCCUCUUGGUAAAUGGAUUCUCAUUUAUUUUCUAAAGCAUUUACCUCAUAUUUUCUCUCAUUUGUUUAUGCAUUUUCGACACGGUACGCAUUGUGAUUGAUCUGCACUCAGAGAAUAGAAAUUACGUUUGAUUGGAAAAGUGGUGCAGCGGCUUUUUGGAUGAUGGCGAUGUCUUCUCUUCUGUCUUCUGCUCAGCUCUUAACUGUUCCGCGUCAUCAGUCAUUAAUGACCGGCUAAUUAAAAACAAGCCAGUUG
Molecule: messenger RNA, 1747 nt
Organism: Paramacrobiotus metropolitanus
Lineage: Eukaryota; Metazoa; Tardigrada; Eutardigrada; Parachela; Macrobiotidae
Exons: 4
Coding region: 249-1478 (409 amino acids)
Molecular function (GO): nucleic acid binding
Source: RefSeq, a predicted model, not a curated record